Messenger RNA from Sycon ciliatum, 2117 nucleotides. Its product is annotated as tigger transposable element-derived protein 6-like. Gene Ontology annotation, molecular function: DNA binding. The transcript is spliced from 2 exons. The coding region runs from base 1 to 1710 and encodes 569 amino acids. Gene Ontology annotation, cellular component: nucleus. The record is from RefSeq and is a predicted model, not a curated record. NCBI's taxonomy places the organism in Eukaryota, Metazoa, Porifera, Calcarea, Leucosolenida, Sycettidae.
AUGGAAGACGCAAUAAAAGCCGUCCAAGGGGGAGCUUCAAUCCGUGUGGCCAGUGAGCAGCACAAUGUGAAGAUGUCGACCCUGUACGGCCGACUAACUGGCAGAACUCACAUCAGAGGCCGCCCGUCAAUUAUUCCAAGGGAGAAGGAGAAGCUAUUGUCGAACUACGCCAAGUCAAUGGCUGAUAUGGGGUUCGGCUUGAGUAGAGUUUCUCUCUUGUACUUCACUACAGCAUCCAUACAAGCCCUGGCAGCUGAUUUAGUGAGACGUGAGACAGGCCAGGAAUGUCCCAGUCUAGGGAAAGGCUGGUGGCGAGGAUUCAAGCGACGACAUCCCGAGAUUUGUGUGAGACGGCCACGUUCCCUCGAAGAGGCACGGGCCAGGAACGCCAGUGCAGAUACCCUUCACCAGUUCUACGACGUCCUGGAGAAGACGAUAAGCACCUACAAGCUUCAGCCAAAUCAUAUUUGGAAUUGUGAUGAAAAGGGUUUCAACCCGGACCCCCUGCCCAGUAAUGUCGUGGCCAGUCGGACCAGCCGGGCAACACAUCAGCAGCACAGGAAAUCCCAUGAUCACAUAACGGCCAAUGUGUGUGUGAGUGCAGCUGGCAACAGCAUGCCACCGCACAUCAUCUACAAUCGAAAGCAGCUGUCACCUGCACUUGUUGCAAACGGGCCACCGGGUGCGGUGUACAGCACCAGCACCAGCGGUUCGAUGGACGGCGAGCUGUUCCAGGAUUGGUUCGCCAAAGUCUUCCUGGCCAACACCAGCCGGGACACGCCGCAGCUCCUGAUCAUGGACAACCAUGCCAGCCACCUGAAGGUGGCAACGUUGGACAUGGCCAGGAGCAGCAAUGUGAUCUUCCUUGCCCUGCCGUCAAAGACUACACAUGUCUUGCAGCCGCUAGACAAAGCAGUGUUCAGCAGCCUUGGGCAGCAUUAUCAGUCAGUGUCAGCUGCAGCCCGUCUGGUUAAGCCUGAUCAUAAGCUCACAAUUGCGGACUUCCCCAAGAUUUUCACCGAGGCGUAUGUGAAGGCGGUCACCCCGGCGAACAUUCUGGCCAGCUUUAAACAAACUGGCAUUAGUCCACUGGACCGCCUCGCUGUUCCGCCUGCUGCUCUUCUGCCGUCGACUGUCCAUGUGGCCACAGCCCAGCCUGAAGCCAACGUUAUUACCCCUGAAGACAGUGACGACGAUCUGGUAGCACAGGAGCCUGACAUUGCUGCAGCAAUUCCAGGACACAGUGUCCAUCCACUAGCACAAUCGAUGGUAUCGGCGGGAAUACUCAGCGAGAACACUGUUCAGCUAUUCCUGACUCCUGUUGUGAGCCACAGUCGUCUGCCGUCUGCUGCUGCUCAAGCUCGGACGCUUACCGCAGAUUCCGUAUUCGAAGCCCUGCAGGAACGCGAAAGACAAAAACAACAAAAAGCUGCUGAGAAGGAGGCGAGACAACUGCAGCGUACGCAGAGGCGAGCACGGCCUUGUACGGCAGCAGAAACCGCAUCCGCAGCAGAAGCCACGCCGCCAGCAGAAGCCACGCCGCUAGCAGAAGCCACGCCGCCAGCAGCAGCCGUUCUGCCAAUCGAUUGUGCUCUGUGUGGGUCUCCAGGUGCUGAGAAAUGCACACGGUGUGAGUUUGCUUUCCACAAUGAGUGCACCUUGGCUGUUUCUUCUUCUGCCGGAUGCCUCAACUGCGGCCCUCCUCUGUGACCAACCACUAGUCUACUGAGUUCCAUGCGCUUUCAAUUCAUAAAAAAAAAUUUUUUAUUGAUGCUCUCCACUGAGUUAUACUACAUAAAACUGUGCGUGCUUUUCACAGAACUAAACCUAUGAUGGUAUGUCCCUUCUUUGCCAGUUUUCUCUUCAUAACCAAAGGUCACUUCUAUCCAGGACUCCUUGCAAUUCCAAUACAUCUUUCGAUACAAAUUUCGAAAUCGAUGCAAAUUUUGUUUGAGUGUUAUUUCCUCGAACACAUCAAUCUGAAGGGUAGCAACAGUUCCAGUUCCAACAACAAACUAUUAUACUUAUAUGUACAUGCCUUCAAUAGCUCGUUUGACCAUCGGCAAGAGGAGCUGAUCUGCCGUUUCUGAUUUGAGCACCCAAUUUUCAAAUAAAAA